AUGACAGUUAAAGCAGCAGACGUUCCAAAGGAUCAAAGAUCACUGACAACCAUAACAAAAGAUUCCCUGGACCCUGGAUUUCAAGUAGAAGUAGGAGGAUUCACCACCACAACAAAAGAAGAUCAAAAAGCUCUGAUGGAAGAUCAGAAGGUUCUUGAAGAAGCAGCAGCAGAUAAGCGACCCAAGUUUGGCAACCGCCAUCUGACCAACGAGGACGACGUUUUCCAGUUCAAUGCCUGGGACGAUGUUCCUCUCGAUCCGGAGACGCUCGGUCAGGUGGUGCGGACGAUUGAGGCGAAUGCCAGUGCGAAGGUGGCCGAGGAGAAGGCAACCGAGCUGGAGGAAAAGGCCGGCGACUACUGGAACACCUUCUACAACCAACAUGAGAACAAGUUCUUCAAGGACCGGCACUGGCUGUUCACCGAGUUUCCGGAGCUGGUGCCCGAGUCUGCUGAUCAACUGGAGCAACCGAGACCACAAAAGACCAUUCUCGAACUAGGCUGCGGCGUGGGGAACACCGUCUUUCCGCUACUGGAAAUGGACCCAUCACUCUUCGUCUACUGCUGCGACUUCUCGGCGAAGGCGAUCGAGCUGGUGAAGGCCACCGCCGCCACCUCAGCUCACGGCCACCGCCUCUGUCCCUUCGUCUUCGACCUCACCUCGCCUGACUGGGCCGCUGCAGGCGUUCCCUUUGCCCCCGGUUCGCUCGACGUCGUCACGAUGAUCUUCGUUCUCUCCGCCAUCGACCCGACCCACCACCGGCGAAUAGUGGCGCAGAUCACGCCCUACCUGAAGCCCCGGACAGGGACGAUUCUCUUUCGCGACUACGCCUACUGCGACCUGGCGCAGGUGCGCUUCAAGCGCGGCCGUUGCAUCAAGGACAACUUUUAUGUGCGCGGCGACGGCACGCGAUCGUACUUUUUCGAAGAGGCCGAGGUGGACGCCAUUUUUUCACAAAGUGGCGGCCUGCGCAAGGUCGACCUGCACCUCGACCGGCGACUGCAGGUGAACCGCGCCAACAAGAAGAAGAUGUACCGCAUUUGGAUUCAGGCAAAGUACCAGAAUAGUGGUGCUGUCUCAGCUAGAGACAGUUAG
Rhagoletis zephyria (snowberry fruit fly) is the source of this 1095-nucleotide messenger RNA. The record is from RefSeq and is a predicted model, not a curated record. NCBI's taxonomy places the organism in Eukaryota, Metazoa, Arthropoda, Insecta, Diptera, Tephritidae.